This is a messenger RNA of Amorphotheca resinae ATCC 22711, 945 nucleotides long. RefSeq lists its product as hypothetical. Gene Ontology annotation, biological process: (1->6)-beta-D-glucan biosynthetic process; fungal-type cell wall biogenesis. The transcript has 4 exons. The record is from RefSeq and is a predicted model, not a curated record. The coding region runs from base 1 to 945 and encodes 314 amino acids. Lineage: Eukaryota; Fungi; Ascomycota; Leotiomycetes; Helotiales; Amorphothecaceae. Gene Ontology annotation, cellular component: endoplasmic reticulum membrane.
AUGCGUCCCUCAAUCGCUGCUCUCGCGGCUUGUGUGGCUGCAGUGCACGCCUUCAAGGAUACCAGUCCUUUCAUCUUCUUCUCUUCUUCUCCAUUACCCCCAUCCCUCCAGAAUGUAUCGAUGAACCAAGUCCAGAGCGCCGCCGCGGUGUUGAAAACGACCAAGGAAUUCCUAAGCUCGUGUCCUUCCGACGUCUACUACAUCAUCCACCAGCCCUCUCUUCACUCGACGGACCUGUUCCCGGCCUCGGUACCCAAUCUGCAGGCUGCGCUCGCGGCCCCGACGGUCCAGACGCGGUAUCUGGUCUCGGAAGCGGGAGCGUUGGAUGCUGGUGUCAAGCAUGAUCUGGUGGCGUAUUUGAAGGAGAAGUGUGGAGAGACGACGUUCUUGGAUGGCGAUGCGGAGGUUCAGACUGCGGAGGAGCUGGGGAGUCAGAUUAGGAGAUAUAGCAAGAAGGGGAAGGUGGUAGUGCUUAAUACUAUGGAGGAGCUUGUGGGGGAUAGGAUGAGUGGUCAAAGGACGACCAUGUUGGAUAAGAUUGACCAGUCAAUGAAGUAUGGCAUUUCCCUGAUCACGGGCUCGAAAAAGAGUGAGAUCGAAGGUCUGGGCCUCUCCUACACGGUUAUCUACACCACCACUCCACCUUCCGGAACGAUAGAGGAGCAAACCUACGAGCCCCAAUUCCAAAACCCAGCACAUGUGGAUCUGAAGAGGGAUCGCAGAGCCGAGCCCAGCGUUAUCCCUUGGCCCGGAGUCGACAACGACACCCGUCCCCUCUUUGAGAAGUACCAGUUUCUGACCCCUGGUAUCUUCAUGGGCCUCCUCACAGGAUUGAUCCUGAUUUCUAUUUUGAGUGUGGGUAUGAAAGCCAUCUCGAGCCUGCAGGUUAGCUACGGAGCUUUUGAUAAGGAGAUGGGUCCCGCGGCGCAGAAGAAGCAGCAAUAG